AUGCCCGCUGCCAUCGAAGUCACAGACCCCCUCGUCGUCGUCCGCGACCUCUUUGACGACGAAAAGCUGGUUGUCGACGACUUCGAGCGCCACGUCGGCCACUGUCGCACCUGCCUCAACGCUGUCCAGACACCCAGGGACGGCCGUCUUUGCGAGUCGGGUGCCACCCGCGCCCGCGUUGUCAAAUCCUAUCUCUUCAGCCAAAACGGAAAGCACUUCUCCACUGUAGAGUACGAGAACGGCAAGUCGGUGCGAGUGAAGAUUCCGCGUGAGAAUGUCGCCGUCCGCGAUCUCCUCACAGCUCUUGAGCAGGGACUACGUCUGCCUGAGAAGACCGUCAUCGUCCAGCCUGUCCAGCCUGUCGACGGUGUGAGCUACGACCGCACCUAUUCUGUCUCCGCCCGCCAGGUCACUGGCAAGCAGUCCCGUCCUCGCUCCCGCUCUCCUGACACCUACCAGCUUGUAGAGAGGGCCCCACGCAGCUCUCGCUCGCCAACGUCCAUCAUGUACCGCUCGCCCGGUGGCUCUCCCAGCCGGCCCACCUCCAGCCGUGGAUCCUUGUACAGCACCGACCGAGAUGAGCGCCGAUACGAGUCGCCUCGUCGUUACGUCGAGGGAUCCCCCAAGUACCACCGUUGA
Molecule: messenger RNA, 639 nt
Organism: Penicillium bovifimosum
Lineage: Eukaryota; Fungi; Ascomycota; Eurotiomycetes; Eurotiales; Aspergillaceae
Exons: 1
Coding region: 1-639 (212 amino acids)
Source: RefSeq, a predicted model, not a curated record